Molecule: messenger RNA, 339 nt
Organism: Cetraspora pellucida
Lineage: Eukaryota; Fungi; Glomeromycota; Glomeromycetes; Diversisporales; Gigasporaceae
Source: the annotation of a GenBank genome assembly
AUGAAAAUAAAUCCAACUAUUAUACAGGACCAACAAUCUAGUAUUCUCUCAGAUGAAUCAAUUGUAUCUUAUAUGUUAAUUGUUUCUAUAAAACCAAAUAAUAAUGAUAUGCAGUUGCCAGUUGAUAUAUAUAAAUCUAAUAAAUUAUUGUUAAAGAGUAUUAUAAAAGGUAAUGCACCUUUUUCUUUUGUGAAUUCAAAAAAAUUUAAAGAAUUUGUUUAUUCAAUUAAUAUACAUUAUUAUAUGCCAGCACAAAAACAACUUUUAAAUGAUAUUCUUAAUAAUAUUUAUAAAAAAAUUCAAGUUUCAAUUCAAAAUUUUAUUUAUAAAUCUGAAUAG